AUGGACAAUAACAUUGGACUUAGAAAUAGUGUGAGUUUUUUUAUCUGUCGUUGGUUAGAUACAUGUGGGCGAAACGGCAUUAUCCAGAACCCAUCUAAAUUCAAAUUUGCCCACGAUACUGUUGAAUUUGCUGGUUUUGAGAUCACCCCGACCAAUGUCCGUCCAUCAUCCACCACCCUACGCGCUAUCACCGAUUUUCCGGUUCCCAAGAACAUAACAGAUGUGCGAUCUUGGUUUGGCUUAGUCAACCAGGUGUCAUAUACGUUCAGCAUGGCCGACAACAUGGCACCCUUCCGUGACCUACUAAAGCCACAAUCCGAAUUUUAUUGGGACGAUCGAUUAGAUGAACUCUUUGCUACGUCUAAGGCGAAAAUCGUCGAUGAAAUAGAAGAGGGAGUAACAAUUUUUGAUGGAUCCAGACGCACUUGUAUUGCUACCGACUGGUCUAAAACCGGGGUGGGCUUUUGGCUGUACCAGAAACAUUGUUCCUGCAUGGCCGAAACCCUGUUUUGUUGUCAUACGGGGUGGAAAGUUGUUCUCGUGGGUAGCCGAUUUACCCACCCAGCUGAAUCACGUUACUCGCCAAUUGAAGGUGAAGCGUUAGCUGUAGCGUACGCCUUGGAUAAAUGUAGACAUUUUGUUUUAGGAUGCCAGGACCUGAUCAUCGCUGUCGACCACAAGCCCUUGCUUGGACUGUUCACCAACCGGUCUCUCGACAAUAUCCCUAACAAUCGAUUGCGGAAUUUGAAGGAACGUACACUACGUUAUCGAUUCUCCAUGCGACACAUCUCAGGAUUGAAAAAUCGAGUUCCAGACGCACUGUCACGCCACCCGGCAGGUGAUCCGACUCCUGAAAAGUUAGUACUGCCUGAUGAUAUCUCCUGUAUUGCUGCAUCCACUGCAUUGUCUUCAUUGAAAUCUACAACUUGGGAGGACGUCCGUUCAGCAACAACCGCGGACGAGGAGAUGAGGAUACUGGUAGAUCUAAUUGAAUCUGGCAUUACCGGAAAUCGGGAAGACUUACCACCUCAUCUUCAGAUUUACCACCAGUAUCGUGACCAUCUCUCAACAGUUGACGGUGUCGCUCUCUACAAGGACAGGGUUAUUGUUCCGAAAUGCCUACGCUCCAAUAUUUUAUCAAGCCUGCAUGCUGCACAUCACGGAGUCACAUCCAUGACCUUGAGAGCAGAAUCUUCCGUCUUCUGGCCUGGCCUUACUUCUGACAUCAUCAAACUACGACAAGGGUGUAAAAGCUGCGACCACAUCGCACCAUCACAACAAUCAGCUCCACCGACCCCUCUCAAUUAUCCUGAUUAUCCAUUUCAACAACUAUGUGGUGACUUCUUCCACUAUGCCGGUCACAAUUAUCUUGUUUGUGUUGAUAGGUAUUCGAAUUGGCCUAUCGUGGAAGAAGCCAGGAAUGGGGCCAGUGGCCUGAUUGAUUGUCUACGCCGCACCUUUGUCACGUAUGGCAUACCCGACGAAUUCGCAUCGGAUGGGGGGCCAGAGUUAUGUGCAUCAUCUACAUCAACCUUCCUUCGAAACUGGGGUGUCCACCAUCGUGUUUCAUCGGUCGCGUACCCACAUAGCAACUGCAGAGCUGAAGUUGGUGUUAAGACUGUUAAACGGAUGCUAAUGGAUAAUGUCGGCCCCAGUGGCAACCUCGAUACAGACUCAUUCCAACGUGCCAUGCUGCAAUAUCGCAACACACUCAACCAAACCACAAAACUGUCACCUGCCAUUUGUUUAUUCGGACGCCCCAUCAAGGACUUUAUCCCGAUUCUUCCUGGUAAAUACCUUCCCCAUCCGACAUGGGUGAGCAUGCUUGAGGAUCGUGAGAAGGCCCUUAGACGCCGGCACAUGGCCAUCGCUGAGAGGUUAUCUCGAUACUCAAAGCGAUUGACACCCCUCUGCGUUGGAGACAAUGUUCGAGUUCAAAACCAAACUGGCCCAUACCCGCGUAGGUGGGAUAGAACCGGAUCGGUGAUUGAAGUUCGUCAACACGAUCAGUACGUUGUACGCAUUGAUGGAUCUCGGAGAGUGACAUUACGCAAUCGUCAGUUUCUUCGGAAGUUUACACCCAUCCAGCCUAACAUACCAUUUGAGCGGCUUGCAGAUGUUAGGCGCACCAUAUCACCGACUACCUCGCCAAUGAUACCAGCCAAACCGUCGGAUCGCGAUAUAGAUGACAGCAGCCACUCUGCAGACCAGCCUCGAUUGUCAAAAUCUCCGCCUCCACCAGCUGAACAUGUUGCAACCCGGAAACCCGUAUUUGAGGAGGGCACUUCUACCGCACUCCAGUCCGAUAAAAGUCCUCGCAUUGAUUCACCUUUGCCAACGUCACCACUACCUUCGAUUCGUCGCUCUACGAGAGAGCACCGUCAACCAGCAUAUCUUCAGGACUUUAUCAUGAAUUAG
This is a messenger RNA of Hydractinia symbiolongicarpus, 2418 nucleotides long. RefSeq lists its product as uncharacterized. The coding region runs from base 1 to 2418 and encodes 805 amino acids. Gene Ontology annotation, molecular function: nucleic acid binding. The record is from RefSeq and is a predicted model, not a curated record. Lineage: Eukaryota; Metazoa; Cnidaria; Hydrozoa; Anthoathecata; Hydractiniidae. Gene Ontology annotation, biological process: DNA integration. The transcript has 2 exons.